This is a messenger RNA of Haliotis rubra (blacklip abalone), 1013 nucleotides long. RefSeq names its product chymotrypsin-like elastase family member 2A. Gene Ontology annotation, molecular function: serine-type endopeptidase activity. NCBI's taxonomy places the organism in Eukaryota, Metazoa, Mollusca, Gastropoda, Lepetellida, Haliotidae. Gene Ontology annotation, biological process: proteolysis. The record is from RefSeq and is a predicted model, not a curated record. Bases 1 to 999 code for a protein of 332 amino acids. The transcript has 7 exons.
AUGAUCCCGAUAGUGAUCCAUGUUGAGGGCCACCUGCCGUUCUCCAGCUGUCCACAAGGCGGUGGUGAGUGUAUGGCUUUGAGGCGGUGUCGGGGGUGGGUGUUCGGUUGGGACCGAUAUUGUGGGCGGGGCGACGUGUGCUGCUUACCCCUUCAUCGGAACAACACGGUGAGCAUCAACGACGAUGACGGCGACGCUGCUGCUGGGAAGGAUAAUGGAAAGGAAGUUCCAGGAUUCUCGGACUGUGGAUUCAUCCCCCGACUACAGAGAGGAAAGUGGGGGCGGGUGGCCCGGGUCGUGGGUGGAGACCCUGCCGUGGUAGGGGAGUGGCCGUGGCAGGUGGCGCUCGAGUCGAGGAGGAGACACUUCUGUGGGGGGUCCCUCAUCAACCGCCGCUGGGUUGUCACUGCCGCUCAUUGUUUCAGGAAGUACUCCCCCCGCAGGAUGACCGUCAUCCUUGGUCAGCACCACAAGUCCAGAAAGACCGGACACGAGCAAUACAGACGUAUUAGCCAGGUCAUAAAGCAUUCCAAGUUCGACCUUGAGUUUGGCAACCCGUACGACAUCGCCCUGAUAAAGCUUGACCGCCCUGUGGACACCAGUGGGCACUACAUCCGGACAAUCUGUCUCCCUACCCAUAAUUCCGCUGUGUUCGAUAAGUCUGACCGGUGCUACGUCACUGGAUGGGGCUUUACAAGGAAUACUGGGGACUCGAGGAUACUGCGCCACCUACAGGUGGACAUCGUCCCUACCGCCGCCUGUAAUCAGUCAUGGCGGGUCAUUAAAGAAGAAAAUAUUUGUGCCGGAAAUGGAGUAAUUGGCGCUUGCAAGGGAGAUUCUGGUGGACCUCUCGUGUGUUACAAACACGGGCGAUAUACACUAGCAGGCGUGACGUCAUGGGGCAGUACCACGUGCCGGAAGCCAGGUUUCCCGGAUGUAUAUACACGUGUUUCGUCAUUCUUAGAUUGGAUAUAUGGUAUUAUCUACAGACAUAAAUAAAGUGUUAAACCAUG